GUGCAAGAAAACAGUGAACAUUUUCAAGAUUUGUAUUCACGGGGGCGGCUUCUUUUUUUCAUUCUACCUAUAAACUCCUUCAUAAUAACUAUAUAUUAUAAUUCAUUUAUAUAUAUAUAGUCACUUUGUUACAUUAUUUUCUUCAUCUAAAGAAAAAUAAACUCUUUGUUUGCUUUUUUUCUUUGAAAAAAGUUAGUGAUCUUUUUGGAUGAUCAAAAUGGAAGCUCAUCAAGAAAAUGAUCACCAAUUGAAUAUGGUGAUCAAGAGAAGGCGGACUAAGAGACCUAGGCCGCCUUCUCCUCUAACUUUAGCGAUUACUACGAGCUCGUGUAGCACGGUGGAAGGUGCUAGUGGUGGUGAAUUGGUGGAUGGACACGUGGCGAAUUCAUUGUCGUGUGUCAGUAAGUGUACUGGUUGGAUGGAUGAUCAGAUUGUCAGGAAUACGAAUCAGGAAGAAGAAGAUAUGGCGAAUUGUUUGAUUCUUUUAGCGCAAGGUCAUAAUUUUCAAAAGUCUUCGGCACAAUCUCCAAUGACAUUGGAUGUUUAUCAAUGCAAGACAUGCAAUCGUUCCUUCCCAUCUUUCCAAGCACUUGGUGGCCACAGAGCAAGUCAUAAGAAACCAAAAACCCUAGAUGAUCAAGUCAGGAAUCUGAAGUCAAUUGACCAUCAAGUACUAGUCGAUAAUCGUUCAAAAUUGAACGAUGAAGAUCAUGUCACAACUCUAUCACUCCAAAUCCCAAACAGCAACACCAUCACCACGACCAGCACUAACAAAAAUAAGAACAGGGUUCAUGAGUGCUCGAUUUGUGGGGCCGAGUUCAACUCAGGUCAAGCGUUAGGUGGACACAUGAGAAGACAUAGACCAUUACCAAAUAGUAUUGCAAUUACAUCAAACCCUAACCAUACCGAAGAGUCACAUCAUCAUCAUCAUCACGAUCAACAAAUCAAAAACACAAGGACAUUUUUGUCAUUGGACCUUAAUCUACCGGCGCCGGAGGACGAUCACCGGCCGGAAAAUUCUAAAUUCACCUUUGCUUCAAAAGAACAAGUCAUUGUCUUCUCAGCUUCACCUUUGGUUGAUUGCCAUUACUAAAUCAAUCAAAACUUACUUUUUUUAUUUUUAUUUUAUCAUGAUUUAUUUAAUUUCAACCAUUGACAAUUGUGAAUUAAUUGUUUAACAUUUAUUUUUAUUGUUGUUUUUAUCAUAUAUUUGACCAUUUAAUUA
Molecule: messenger RNA, 1225 nt
Organism: Capsicum annuum
Lineage: Eukaryota; Viridiplantae; Streptophyta; Magnoliopsida; Solanales; Solanaceae
Product: zinc finger protein ZAT5
Exons: 1
Coding region: 209-1093 (294 amino acids)
Source: RefSeq, a predicted model, not a curated record